AAUGAAAAGACCUCAAAAGCCCGUAGUGACUCGAAAAAAAAUAUUUUAAAGCUACUUAGUUAUUCUAACCGAGUGAUGCAGCAAGUAAACAAUUUGGUCAUCAAAAGUCUAAAAUUCUUAUAAUCUCUUGCAAUUAAAAGUCCAGAACUGCGUCAGAAGAACACGAGAAACCGACGCUUACUGGGAAAAUUAGAGAUGGGCCAUGGAUCUCCUCAAGGAAGCCAGGAAUGUCGUUGACUUCGCUACCUAUUAUCCAAUGCUGAACAAAGCAACCAUUGACAAUGAUACCCCGACUCCAGGAUACCUCUUCGAAGAUAUCAUCAAGUUGAGCCAUCAAUCUCAAGGUCACAGACACCACUUGGUAGAUUUCCUGAUAGCUCGUCUCCAGAUAUCGUCUUGGCCUGGGAAGCAGAAGGUGGUAAGAAUACUACACCAAAUAUGCUCGAGAGGCCACCGAGGUGUGCGGGUGUAUCUCAGAAGCAAGGAUGGAGACCUCAGAAAAGCGGCAGCCUCUGGGGGCCCCCCGGAUCCAGUCCUGGCCAACACGCCGCAGCUCUUUCUGAGCUCGGCUAUACAAGAACUUCUUACUCUUUUGUUUGACCCCAAAAUCAUGAAAGAAGACGAACUGUGGCUAGCAGGAAAGGAAAAUGUAAAUGAAUACGUCGCUGGGGGAGAUAAGCCUUCCGUGCCUCAAGGUUAUGGUGCGUCUGCUGUCUCGGGCAAAUAUGAAGGGUUUGGAAGCUCUCCUGUUAAACAAGGCGACAGUUUGGUUACGCAGGUGCGUGGCAUGGUCGAGCGAGUGAUAACGCAUACUGGUGAGUCUAAAGGAGUCAGUGUUGAUUUUCUGCAAGGAGAGAAGGGAGACUAUCAACCCAUCUUCCUCCCUUCCCUCGGAGCAUCCGUUCCUUCACCGCAGCAGCCUUUACAUCAGUCCCACCUCCCGGGGCUCACAUCUGGGCAGUUACGUAAGUUUAAGGCCCACAGAUCUGGACGAGCAGGUGGUGGUUGGGAUAGUGAUGAGGAAGGCCAAGAUACUCCGCCUUCUCCCCUCAGCUCCAAUGUAGACUUUUCUUUGCCGCUUCCUGAACAGCAUUCUACAGAGGAAAUACUUGCAGGAGCAGCCGAAGAAGAAUACAUAAUGAAGAUUCUAUAUUCAGCAUCAUGGCCUGCGGAUCCAGAUCGGCUUAUUAUAUCCUGUCGAGAAAGUGCUUCCUUUGACUUGAAUGUGUUUUUUGAGAAGGUAACGGCCAAGUUUGCAGAACUAUGUGAUGUAGGGACAAGGAGUUCAGAUUCAGCAGAGGACAAACCAAGAGAUGUAGAUGCACCAACUCAGAGUACAGAUAUUACAUCAUCAUGUGAACCUGAUAAAGUAACAGUUCAGUUAUUGAUGUUACUUCUGCUUAUUGAAUUUGGGAUACAUUAUGAUAUCUAUUCACCAAAUAUAGCAAAUAUCCAUUUACGAAAAACCUUCCAAACAAUUUCUACAAGUAAGAAUAUAGACUCAAGAGUUCAAAUCAAAGCAAAGAAACUUCGCCUGAUUCUUGAAAAACUUCAGUGAUUAGUAUAAGUAGAAAUUAUUAUUUUUUGUGUAUUAUGUGCUCAUAUAUGCUUUUUCCUCUCUUUUCAUAGCUAGGUCAGAGUUGUCAGAGCACUGUGUGGAAUACAUAAAGCAGCAUUAGGAGUGAGGUUCAGGUUUUGAUAUGAUGGUGAUGGUCAGGUCAAGCAUAGCCAAUAUAUUUUGAAGAGAAUCUUUUAUACAGUCUUUAAAUUUGAUCUCCUUUGAUUAGGAUGUGUAUUCACUGCUGGUGUUAAUCACAAGAUGAAGUCCUAGUUUAAGAUAUUGUAAUUAUUUAUGAGUCAGAGUGAUGACACAGCACUCCCAGAGUUGGAAGUAAUGAUUGCUCUCUCUCUCUCUCUCUCUCUCCAUCUCUCUCUCUCUCUCUCCAUCUCUCUCUCUCUCUCUCUCUCUCUCUCUCUCUCUCUCUCUCUCUCUCUCUCUCUCUCUCUCUCUCUCUCUCUCUCUCUCUCUCUCUCUCUCUCUCUCUCUCUCUCUCUCUCUUGCAUGCACACUUAGCCCUUGCCUACAUGUAUGUCAUUCAAGGAAUGUGUCAACAUAAUCACCACACAGGAGAAAUUCACCAUUGUAUACAUGGUGAAAAUUAUUGUUAAAGAAUAGCUGAUUUAGUAUCACAUGAUUAUAUGUGGUAAUGAAUCUCUAAAGAAUUUUAGAUGUAUGGUUAAAGCCAAAACGAUUUGUGAAUAACAGGAGUGAUGUUUUCUUAGCUUUUCCCUGUCUCUUUUUAAUGUAUACCACCCCAAUCCCAUGCCCAUUGUUAUUGUGUGGGGCCAUGGGAGCUGGUGACUGAGGCCCAAUGCUGGGGAUUGCCCCUAUCUGAGCCUCAAUCUGCAGCUCAGCCAAUUUUGUAUGGUCUUCUCUUGUUUCCCUUUCAUUCUCCUUCUCUUCUUCAAUCCCAUCUACUCUCCACUUUCUAAGGUGUAAGAGCCAUGCUGAGAGGAUAAAAGGCUGGCUUUGUGUCAGUCUUGAAUGGCCUUGGGAUAGCCAUUCAAGUCUGACACCCGUUCCAACCAUUUACGCCUUGUUUUAGUUACAACUGAGUCAUGCUCAUGCACUUUCUACCCUGACUGACCUCGCUGGCAAACCUAUUCCUGGCCAACCUCACCUCAUUAAUACUUCUGCUGGAAUUGUUUCCAUCUCCCUGUCUAAGACAAGAAUGGGUCAGACUGCCAUACUGUGCUACACCAUUCCUCCCAGAGACCGUCAUAAGUCCUACACCAAUAUUGUCAAGAUUACCUCCUCCAUGAAGUUUAUAUUGGUGGAGAGUCCUGCGCUGCCCUUACCUUAUCGACUCCUUCCCCAUCAAUAUCAGAAAUGAUGGCAUUUUGGUCACUGUCAAGUACUGUUACUCCACAACCCACUGCUUCCUUACUCCAUUUGCUCCUCCUCUUUACUCUUUUCAUUAUCAUAUUAUCAAUAUAUAGUGCUAUAUGACCAUUGAUGUGUAGCACAUUUAUUUGUUUUGGCCAUAAACAAUUUAAAAUGUAUAUUACUUUUCAUGUGAUGGUUGUCAUAAUGGCAUCUUUAAAAAAUAUGUAUAUAUAUAA
Messenger RNA from Penaeus chinensis, 3123 nucleotides. RefSeq names its product AP-4 complex accessory subunit Tepsin-like. The coding region runs from base 203 to 1558 and encodes 451 amino acids. Gene Ontology annotation, cellular component: trans-Golgi network membrane. The record is from RefSeq and is a predicted model, not a curated record. Lineage: Eukaryota; Metazoa; Arthropoda; Malacostraca; Decapoda; Penaeidae. The transcript has 8 exons.